AUGCCUGACAUCACACUGCUACCAAGUUAUCCACCGGCCGUGGAUGGCCAACAGGGCGACGAGGCCAUUCCCAGCCAUCCACUAGGUGUAAAACCCAGUGGAAAUGCCCUGCUAGCAACAUGGAGUCUUCGCGACGCGAUAGGCACUUUCCGGCUUUUACCCGAUGAGUUGAUUCUGUUGUUGCUAGAACACUUGGACGGUUCGAGUCUACUGGGCAUUGGGCGCACCUGCAAGGCCUUUUACGCAUUUACUCGUGCUGAAGAGUUGUGGAAGGCUCUAUUUGUUAGAUCCCCAUUGGACAACUUUACAUGGCGAGGGACAUGGCGAUCAACAUAUCUCAACCUGCCCUCAUCAAAAGUCCCCAUGAUUGAUUGCUCCCACCUCUACUCCGACGUACUAUACCGCCCUUUCAACUGCGCGCAUAUCGUGCUUGACCCCUAUGUCACCAACAUCCCAGUGCGCAACCAGAUCCCGCGCUUGCCGGAUCUUUCUCCAGAGGAUUUCCAUGCAGAAUGGGCUGAUCGACCAUUCGUCUUGACUGAACCCGUCAAGGCCUGGCCAGUCUACAAGGACUGGACCAUCGGGUCCCUGCUCUCUGAACAUGGGCAGGAGAAAUUCCGCGCAGAGGCUGUCGACUGGCCACUGUCUACCUAUCGUGAUUACCUGGCGGAUAAUUCCGACGAGAGUCCAUUAUACCUGUUUGAUCGCGCGUUCGUCCCAAAGAUGGGUCUGGCUGUUGGCCCUCCCGAGUCGACCCCAAAUGCGGCAUACUGGCCGCCAUCGUGCUUCGCGGAAGACUUCUUCUCAGUACUCGGUAAAGACCGACCCGACCACCAGUGGCUGAUUGUCGGCCCCGAACGCUCGGGCAGCAAGUUCCACAAGGAUCCUAACGCGACCAGUGCCUGGAAUGCAGUGCUGCGUGGGCCAAAGUAUUGGAUCAUGUUCCCAUCAGGCGAUAAGCGAGCUCCACCACCGGGUGUCUUCGUGUCUGAUGAUCAGAGCGAGGUAACAUCGCCAUUGAGCAUUGCCGAGUGGCUGCUCAACUUCCACGCAGAGGCUCGACGCACACCGGGCUGUAUGGAAGGAAUCUGCGGCGAGGGCGAGAUCUUGCACGUCCCAUCAGGUUGGUGGCAUCUGGUGGUCAACUUGGCGCCGUCUAUUGCGAUUACACAGAACUUCAUCCCUCGUGCGCAUCUAUGCGCUGCACUGGAUUUCUUGUCCAACAAGGCAGACCAGGUCUCUGGGUUCCGGAAGAAUGUCGAGAACCCCUACGAGAACUUUGUGAAUGGCAUGCAAGACAAAUAUCCCGAUCUUCUGGCACAGGCCCAAGAAGAGCUACAAAAGAAAGCGGAUGGGAAAAAGCGCAAAUGGGAAGACAUCGUUCAUGGAAAGACUGAAGAAGACGAAAGCGCCACAGGGGGCUUCAGCUUUGGGUUCGGAGAUGACAGCGACGUUGAAGUCCCUUGA
Messenger RNA from Penicillium cataractarum, 1467 nucleotides. Its product is annotated as putative F-box and JmjC domain protein. Bases 1 to 1467 code for a protein of 488 amino acids. The record is from RefSeq and is a predicted model, not a curated record. The transcript is spliced from 2 exons. Gene Ontology annotation, cellular component: nucleus. NCBI's taxonomy places the organism in Eukaryota, Fungi, Ascomycota, Eurotiomycetes, Eurotiales, Aspergillaceae. Gene Ontology annotation, molecular function: protein binding; cis-regulatory region sequence-specific DNA binding.